AUGAAAGUUUUAAUUUUUAUGUUUCUGCUGUAUGCAGUCUUUGAAGUUGAAUGCGAAGGAAGGAACAUUCUAGUCUUUGGCGGAAACGGAUUUCUGGGAGCCAAAACCGUCGAUAAAUUUUUAGCACGCCACGACAACGUCACAAUCGUAAUUAGGGGAAAUUGGUAUUGGGAUUCAAAGACUAAGAUUAAACCUUUCGUCAAGGUGAUCCUUUGUGACAGGAAGAAAUAUCUCUCUGAAAACUGUCCAGAAUUUGUUGAUUUUCUCAAGAAUAAAGACUUUGAUAAAUUUGACGCUGUGGUUGACUUCAGUGCCUACAGCGAUCAUGAAAUAAAAGAAGCUCUAAAGUUGUUGAAACAUCAGGCUAAACUUUACGUCUACAUAAGUACGGAUUCAAUUUACGACGUAUGUGACACUCCAGAUAGCGAGCCAAUCAAAGAGGAAUCCGCUAUCAGACCAUUCGAUAAAGACAGGAGGGAGAGACUCAGUGAACAUCACCAGUAUGCAAAUAAAAAGUUUUUGGCUGAAGAGGAAUUGAUGUCGAAACGUAAGGAUCACGGAAUCCCGUAUGUUAUUCUCAGGUUACCGGACGUUGUGGGACCAAAAGAUACGACAUUCAGGAUCUGGAUCUACCACCUCUGGAUCAAACUCGCACAACUUCUUCCCGAAAAACCUGUCACCAUUCCAAGAUUUUUGAAAAACGUUCAAAACAGUUUCGUUUACGUUGAAGACGUAGCGAAUGUUCUCGAACAGCUAACUUCGGCCAAAAGGAGCGAGGAGGUUUUAGAUCAGGUUUACAAUUUGGCCUGGCAUGAGAACAUUACGACUGAAUUCUUCCUAAGAACAAUCGAGAAACAUCUAGGAAUCAAGAAACAAAAAUUCAUCAACGAUGAUGAUAGCGCUACAAUGUACCUAUACCCAACUGUCAGAGCCGGGACACUGGACUCAAGCAAAGCUGUGAAAUACCUUUCUUGGAAUCCAACGCCAUUUGAUGACGCGAUCAAAGCUACGGUAGAUUUCUACGAAGAUGUCAUGAAGGGCACCACUUACGAAGUACAAAGAGACGAGAUUAUUCAAAUUCAGUCGGCUCAUCUUUAUUCCGAUGAUAAGGAGAAGUUUUACCAGGCAGUCGAGAAAACUUACAACAUCAAUCUCAAUCAUUUCCGACCUCACGACGAAUUAUAA
Molecule: messenger RNA, 1185 nt
Organism: Helobdella robusta
Lineage: Eukaryota; Metazoa; Annelida; Clitellata; Rhynchobdellida; Glossiphoniidae
Exons: 4
Coding region: 1-1185 (394 amino acids)
Biological process (GO): beta-D-galactose catabolic process via UDP-galactose, Leloir pathway
Cellular component (GO): cytosol
Molecular function (GO): UDP-glucose 4-epimerase activity
Source: RefSeq, a predicted model, not a curated record